GUUGUUGUGGUAGGCAAUUUGAUGGUGAUUUUUGCUAUGGCAUUGUAUAGACGUCGUCUUAAUACCCCCACAAACAUCUUCAUCGUUUCCCUUGCCCUAGCGGAUUUGUCUGUGGGGAUAACAACAUUACCCAUUUACGCUUUCCAUUAUUUCUCCCCAGCUGUGUUCGUGCGAUACAAAUAUCUCUGUAUCUUAAAAUAUUCAUCCAUCCUGUUCUCUAUGAGUUCCUCGAUGUAUAAUUUGACGGCAAUAGCAGUAGAUCGUUAUAUUGCUAUCCUUUACCCUCUAAGAUACACACAAUGGAUCACGUCAUCGAUAGCGAAGAGGAUCGCCAUUGGAACAUUUGUCUAUAACCUUCUGGUAAUGUGCGUACCUUAUGUUUGGCAUAACAACAAUGUUCUCUUGAGAGAGUGUGACUUUUUUAAAGGUUUGCCGAAGAUAUACACAGUUUUUGUCUCAUUCGGAACCAUAUUUAUUCUUCUCACUGUCUGUUCUAUUUUGUACGCCAGGGUUUUCCACGUCAUCAUUCGAAACCGGAAAAGAAAUAUAGAAAGACAAUCUAGACAGACCAACAUGAGAAAGAUCCAGCUUAAAAAAGAGACUAAGUCAGCAACAGUGAUGGGAUUCGUCUUGUUCCUGUUUUUCGCCUUUUGGUUUCCGUUUCUGAUCUGUGGACCCCUGAGAUACACAGACCUGAGCCCCGAGCUGGUGGAGCUGAUUAAGAGUAUAAGUGUACUCAUCGCCCAAAGCAACUCAGCAGUGAACCCCAUCAUAUACUGCUGGCUAAAACCCGACUUCGCCUGGGCCUUCAAGAACAUGAUCCAGCGAUGUUAUUUCCGAGGGCACAGGGAUAGUUCUCAAAAUAGAAUGAAAAGAAAUAGAGCUACAGGUGUGAAGAGAAAUGCUGCAACAUAUUCUUCUUCCGUUAAUACAACAAUCCGCAUCAUUAGCAGACUUCAUUCUCGUAUAACACAGGAAAAUAAAUCGAACUCCUGUCAUCGUCAAGAAAAUAUAGAAAUGCACUUAUAA
This is a messenger RNA of Saccostrea echinata, 1029 nucleotides long. RefSeq names its product probable G-protein coupled receptor No9. The record is from RefSeq and is a predicted model, not a curated record. Gene Ontology annotation, biological process: G protein-coupled receptor signaling pathway. Bases 22 to 1029 code for a protein of 335 amino acids. Lineage: Eukaryota; Metazoa; Mollusca; Bivalvia; Ostreida; Ostreidae. The transcript has a single exon. Gene Ontology annotation, molecular function: G protein-coupled receptor activity. Gene Ontology annotation, cellular component: membrane.